AAUUUGAGAGGUGCACGCGAGUCAAUUUGGCUUCUGCAUGCCUCCAGAGGUUCCGCAAUUGCGUCACACCAUCCACACGGCACCUCUGACCACAUUUCGGAUCAAGCAUAAAUUGGCUCUAACAUUUUAAAACGCCAGUUGUCAGAUGAGCAGCUAGCACAGCGCCAACGGUAGCAGCUGGCCAGAGGACAUCAAACGCAGCGCACAGCUCUGAUCUCUACAAGAGGAGGAUGCGAGUCUUCGCUGUCAUCUGGGCCAUUGGGUUCUUCUUGAAAGAAGCGCAAACCUGGGGCUUCAGAAAUGGAGUAUUUCAUAACUCCAUAUGGCUGGAGCAAGCCGCCGGAGUCUACCACAGGGAAUCGCGUAAAGGGAGAUACCAGCUGACUUAUAAGGAAGCCAAGGCCGUGUGCAAAUACGAAGGAGGGACACUGGCCACUUACGAUCAACUGGAGGCUGCUCGUCAGAUAGGUUUACAUGUGUGUGCGGCUGGAUGGUAUGACAAAGGACGUGUGGGCUACCCUAUCGUCAAAGCCGGUGCCAACUGUGGUUUCGGCAGGGUUGGCGUCAUCAACUAUGGGUACAGGUUGAACAAGAGUGAGAGAUGGGACGUCUACUGCUACAACCCCAACUCGAAGGAGUGUGGAGGUACUCUGACAGAUCAGCAAAGGAUCAUCCAGUCACCCGGUUACCCAGAGGAGUACCAGGAUGAGCAGAUCUGCUACUGGCACAUCCGCGUGCGCUACGGACAGAGGAUACGCCUGCACUUCCUGGAAUUUGAUGUGGAGGAGGACACGGCAUGUCUAGCAGACUUUUUAGAGAUCUAUGACAGUUAUGACGACAUCUCUGGCUUCGCCGGGAGGUACUGUGGAGAUUAUUUACCAGAUGACCUCAUAAGCACAGGGAAUGUGAUGACACUAAAGUUCCUGUCCGAUGCCUCUGUAGUCGCAGGAGGCUUCCAGAUGGAGUACAUUGCUGUGAACGCUUCUCUCCUCCACUUCCAGAAUGACACCAGCUGUUGCUUCACCUGACCAAUGAUUAUUUAUUUUUUCAGUCUGAUAUGAGUUUCCAUAAGCCACAUCACUUGAACUAUGCAGUAUAACAAAAAUAAUUAUUGACAAAUUUGAAUGACAAAAAUAAACAAUACAAUAUACUGCGCUAGGCAGUAGGCACUGCGAGCCCCAGGAGUGACGCGGUGCCUGGUGUUAUUGGUUGAGAUUUCACAACGCAGUGGACCGCUCACGUCCCCCACCCCUACAGCACUGGUUGUGCCGUGUUCAAAACAACUGGGAACUCAGAAAAAACUCAGAAAAAUCUUUUUUUUUUAAAGUUCCCAGUUGUCUUGAAAAGCAGAUGUCAUUUGUGUCACUAAGCAAAACCCCUGUCACUCAGUCAGAGAGUCUGGAUGUUUGGAACGAGCAGGUUGAGACAACAGGGAAUGAGGUGGAUAGGGCAGAACAACCAGAAAGUCAGUGCAGCAGCAGAAGGGUUAGCCACAGGUUUGUGGAGGGUUGGUGGUAGCUAACUACACUGAACAAAAAUAUAAACUCCACAUCAAAUCAAAUUGUAUUUGUGACAUGCGCCAAAAACAACAGGUAACAACCUUACAGUGAAAUACUUACUAACAAGCCCUUAACCAACAAUGCAACAAAUAACAAUAGCGAGGCUAUAUACAGGGGGUACCGGUACAGAGUCAAUGUGCGGGGGCACCGGUUAGUCAAGGUAAUAUAUACAGAGGUAGAGUUAUUAAAGUGACUAUGCAUAGAUAAUAACAGAGAACAGCAGUGGCGUAGAAGGGGUGAAGUGGGGGGGCAAUGCAAAUAGUCUGGGUAGCCAUUUGAUUAGAUGUUCAGGAGUCUUAUAGCCUAGGGGUGGAAGCUGUUUAGAAGCCUCUUGGACCUAGACUUGGCACUCCGGUACCGCUUGCCGUGCAGUAGCAGAGAGAACAG
Messenger RNA from Salmo salar (Atlantic salmon), 1946 nucleotides. Its product is annotated as tumor necrosis factor-inducible gene 6 protein. The record is from RefSeq and is a predicted model, not a curated record. Gene Ontology annotation, biological process: negative regulation of inflammatory response; cell adhesion. Gene Ontology annotation, molecular function: hyaluronic acid binding. Lineage: Eukaryota; Metazoa; Chordata; Actinopteri; Salmoniformes; Salmonidae.